Molecule: messenger RNA, 709 nt
Organism: Dioscorea cayenensis subsp. rotundata (Guinea yam)
Lineage: Eukaryota; Viridiplantae; Streptophyta; Magnoliopsida; Dioscoreales; Dioscoreaceae
Product: 40S ribosomal protein S17-3-like
Exons: 1
Coding region: 104-526 (140 amino acids)
Biological process (GO): translation
Cellular component (GO): ribosome
Molecular function (GO): structural constituent of ribosome
Source: RefSeq, a predicted model, not a curated record
CCAUUCAUUCGCCGUCUUCAAAACCCUAGAUCCGCCGUCGCGAAGGAGAAAAGAAGAUCCAAACCCUAACCCUAGAUCAUCCUCCUCGUCAUUCUCAAGGAAGAUGGGGCGCGUUCGCACGAAGACUGUGAAGAAAUCAUCACGGCAAGUGAUUGAGAGAUACUACUCUCGCAUGACCUUGGAUUUUCACACGAACAAGAAGGUCCUUGAGGAGGUCGCCAUCAUCCCCUCCAAGCGCCUCCGCAACAAGAUCGCUGGCUUCACGACCCACCUCAUGCGUAGGAUCCAGCGCGGGCCAGUGCGCGGCAUCUCGCUCAAGCUCCAGGAAGAGGAGCGCGAGCGCCGAAUGGACUUUGUUCCAGAUGAAUCGGCUAUCAAGACUGACUCCAUACUCGUUGACAAAGAGACGCUAGAGAUGCUUGCCUCUCUCGGCAUGCCCGACCUCCCUGGUGUUGAGAAGCAAGUUGAUCCCCCCGCCGCUCCGGUCUUCUCCGGCCGCCCCGGGUACCUUGGCCGGAGGAACUAAGGUUUCCUUUUGUUCUCUCUCUGUUUGCACGCAAACAUUGAUUUAUUUACGGGAAGAGAGUCAUUUCCUUUUUAAAAGAUUUGAACUUUUUUUUUUAUUUCCAUCUGUUUGUUUUGAUCUUCAGAAAGACCUGAAUCGUUUGGAGAGGUUGUUAGUUAAUAUAUUUUUGUGUCUUUUGAUUCA